UUGAUUGGUUUGUAAGCAAUAUUUAAUUUUUAUGUUAAUGAAUUUAAUUUUUUAAAUUAUUUUUCAUUACAGAUUGAUGAAGAUGACAGAUUACCAAAAUGUUUAUGUUACCGUUGUAUGUAUAAUCUGGAAAAUUUCUACGAUUUUCGAACGGCUUGCGUCAAUGCUGUCGCGCUAUUGGAAAGAAAAUUACCACCAAAAGAAUCUUCAAGCUGUGGAUUACAUAAUGACAUGGAAAAACAUUCAGAGUUACGCUCAGAGUUACUUAAGGAAAAAGAAAAGAUGCCAAUUCUUAUACCUGAAGCACCAAUAGUUAAUCCGAAUGCCGCGUUGGGUACUCCACCAAGAUUAAAUUCUGACGGUGAAGCCGAUCAGGAAAUUGAAGAAAUUCUUGAACAUAGUGGAACUGAAGAAGGCUUAGACGAUGGCGAGGACAGAAAAUACGACGAGGAGUAUGAAAUGGACAUGGAGACAAACCCAAGUGAUUUUUUGGAAAUGCCCCCAAUGGUAACAGAAGACCCAGAAGAGCCCGACCCGCGCCAGCAGAACUCAUCUCGCCAGCUCAUCUCGCCAGCGUUAUUCCAACACAAAUCCGAGCACCAUGAAGUCUACGUAUGUUCAUUAUGCAACAAAGCCUUCAGCUCGAAAGGACACCUGUCACUGCACGCGCGAAUUCACGCCGGAGCCGGCGACGUAGUGGGUGAAAAGGUAAUCACAGACGACCACACAUCCUUCAAGCGUCUGUACCAAUGCGACCUCUGCAACAAAUCCUACUCAACAGCCAAGCACCGUUGGGGUCACGUGUCUUCAAAUCACCGAGGACACCCAGCAGUAACGUGUCAAUACUGCUCACGUUUGUACUCGACACGUGGAAAUCUAAUGGACCACAUAAAAUCCCGACACACUGGCCAGCCUCCGCCUCCUAAACUCGGCGUCUAUGUCCCCUCAGACAAUCGAUUCCAGUGUAACACGUGCCCGAAGAUGUACACGAACAUCACCGACUUGAACAAGCACAAAAAAGUCUGCACUGGAAUCCGCGAAUCAAUAAGCUUGCUGCUAAAAAAGAAGGGCAAGAGUCUUAUGGACACCUCAGAAGCUUCGAGCUUCGAGUCUGACGAAGAGAGCAAAGAUUACCGCACAGCCGAGGCUAAAUUAUCAAAAAAUCCCCAGCUGACUAUUUUAAAGCAAGCUUUGACUCGCGGAGCUGAAGUACUUAAGCGCGACGACCGCGAUCCUUAUAAAUCACUAAGAGUACCUCAAGUUGAUUCAGAACCCAAGAAAUGGUUUUGCGAAACUUGUCCUCAGUCUUUUACUUCGAUUGAAGCUCUAAAAGACCACGAGGUCACUCACGAGUCCGACAAACCCUUUAUCUGUCUUUUAUGUAAAAAACAUUUUACACUAAAAUCCUCUUUAAGCCGGCAUAUUAUUUCCUCCCACGGUGUGGAUCCAACUCCGAUGUUAGACGAUGAAAAAUGCCUGAAAAAAAAAUUGCCUGUAAAUAAUCUACGUGAAGAAAUUAAAAUAAAACGCGAGCCUUGUUUUUCUCCUGUUAAUGCUGAAGAAGAAGAAGAUGAAACUCAGCAGCAAGAUAUGAUUGAGAUAGAAACAGUAUUUGUAUGUGAAAUUUGCACCCGUGAUUUUAACGACCGAGCUUCUUUAUGGUUGCACAUCCGCGCAACUCACAAAGAGUACGCAGCAUUUGCAUGUGGAGUGUGUUUAAAAAUCUGUACGGACAAUGAUCAAUUGUUGAACCACGUAAAUAUGUACCACGGAGCUUCUAAGCUUCAGAUAUCAGAACAAAGGCGCUACAGUUGUACCAUUUGUGGCAGACAACAUGACUCAAGGAAGAAAUUAAUGACCCACGUGUCGAUUCACAAUAUUGAUCCUUCCUAUGAUCCAGCUAACUUUGUUCAAUUAAACAGUGGCUAUUACAGCAAUGAGAAUAUUAAUGACACCACUCAGGAUCAUCUUAGAUUAAAUUCCGUUGAUUUUGACCAUGAGGACGGUGAGAAGGUCGAUUGCUUUAUCUGCUACAAGUCUUUUCCAAAUGAAGAUCACCUAAUUCGCCACCAGCGUAAUGCGCACAAGGAACAGACUCCUUAUACUGAUAAUAAUCUUGCUGUUAAUUCCAGCCCUGCAAACCCAAAUGGGAACAAAGCGCAGUACCACUUAUUUUUUGUAUGCGAAAUUUGCGGAAGUUCUCAUCCAAGUAAAUGGGAGCGCUGGUUACACGUCAGCAGUGUUCACAGCUCAGAAAGCCAGAUUAGGUGCGAGCGUGAGGAUUGUGGUAAAAUAUUUUCUACCAAGUCGCUUAAAAAUGAACAUGCUCAGCAUCAUAUUUUGCAGGGCGCGUCGCCUAAUACUUGUGAAAUUUGCGGAAAACUUUGGGGCAGCCGGGUUGAUUAUUGGAAGCAUGUUAUGGGAGUCCACUCAGACACUGUUCCUCUAAUUUGCGGUGUUUGCUUAAAAGUCUUCCCGGAUGUAAUUCAAUUGAGCGGUCAUGUUAAAAGCAAGCACUGGCCGCUGACAAACGGGGACUUUAGUUGCGACAUUUGCGGUCGUCCUUAUUCAAAUAAAUCAAAAAUGUCGCGCCACCGUAAAAUUCACGGGUUAGAAGUUGAAAAUUACAGCAAUGGUGUUGUUAACGAGUCGGUAAGUGAAGUCAUACCUGCUAGUACGUAUGAAAGCAACAGUAAUGCAGCUGAGGUUGAUUUGACUUGUGAAAUGUGCACGGACUUGAUAUUCCCAAGUUGGGAAGACUUGUGCCAGCACAGAAGACUAAUCCACGGAUUAUUCCCGUGUGAUUUAUGUAACAAAUGCUACGGAAGGACUUCUCACCUUUGGAAGCAUGUUAAUAGAGUUCAUAAAGGUCACAAGGACGUUACUUGCAAGUACUGUUUAAAAACGAGCGCUUCUAAGGAUCAUUUAGCUGCGCACAUUGCUAAAAUUCACCGUUACGAGCCCGAAAGCAAGAAAGUUCUUAAAGAGACUAAUUAUAAAGCCCCCGUUGUGGAAGAAGACACAAUUCAUCAUUGCGAAAAGUGCAACAAAGCUUUCCACAAGCGGUAUUUAUUGAAGAGACACAUGAAAGGCUGCCAAAAUUAUCGGAAGGAUCCCGGAGCGUUACUAACUCGUUGUAGAGCUUGCGAGAGAAUUUUUAAGGACCGGGCGAGCUUGCAGAAGCACAUUGAGAAUCAUCACAGUAGUUACACGUGCCAUUUAUGUAAUGAGACAAUUACUUCGAAACUUGGAAUUAUGACGCACAAUCGUGUUAAUCAUAUGAACCAUCCAGACUUGACUUGUGACCAUGCGAGUUGUAAAAAAUUAUUCCGGACUAAGGAAGAUCUUGAAGCUCAUCGGAAGGAUCAUAAAUAUCACUCGCCGAAUGUUUGCGAUUUUUGUGGAGAUACUGUGGAGAAUAAAUUGAAAUUAAAAAUGCAUAUUUUGUCACUGCACAGAAAUGAAAUUGGAGUUUCUUGUGGGGUUUGUUUGAUACCAAUGAAAGAUCCGCAGGAGCUGAAGAAUCAUGUUGAGAGUGUUCAUCCUGGAGUUUUAUUAAAGGCUAAUACUUGUCAGGUUUGUGGGAAACAGUAUGCUUCUAAGUGGAAGGCUUUUGAUCAUACGAAAAAAUGCCAUGGGAAAGUUUUUAGAACUUGCAAACAGUGUUUGGCUGUUUUUACCACUGAUGCGGAUAUCAGGCAUCAUUACGAGCAUGUUCAUAAUGUGCCCAAGGAUCAAUUGGCGGGAUUUGAAAAUAAUUCUGAUGGGGGUAAGGGUGGGGGUAAUGAUGAUGGAAUUAAAGAGGAGCCUGAUGAUUUUUAUGAUGAUGUUUAUGAUGAAUUACCGAAGGUUAAGUCGGCUAAGCGCAAACCUCAAGAUACUUAUGAUUGUGAAAUUUGUCCUGAGAUUUUUUUAAAUUAUGAAACUUUAGCUGAUCAUUAUCAAUUGAUUCAUAAUACCGAUCCUGAGAGGAUGUUUAAAAAAAUGAAAACUAAUAGUGGUAAAAGACGAAUGCGUAAUCGUGAAAAUUUUGAAUGUGAAAAUUGUAAAAAACAAUUUUGUACUAAAACAUUAUUUUGGAAUCAUAUCAGUAAUUGUACGCGUAAAAAUAAUUUAUCAAAAAAUAAUAAUGAUACUUCAACUACCUCGAUACUUGAAACGCAUUUAAAAAAUAAUAAUAUGAUUAAAAAGGAGCCUGUUGAUAUUUUAAAUGAGUCUAAUUUAAAUAUACCUGAUUUUAAUUUAUUUGAGGAUAUUAAUUUGCAAUUAUCUGGACACAAACCAGUGCCAAAUUUAAUGCCACUGUCUUCUUCUCACCGGAUGUCCCCGAUGAAAUGCAACCGCAAGGAUUCUAGAAAGGUUUAUGAUGAGUCUACGAACACAGUGUGUGCUUGCGAGGUUUGUGGGAAACAGUGGCCAGCUAAGAAACACCUCUGGCAGCAUUUGAUACGCUUUCAUAGAGCUGAGGCAGCUGUUACUUGCGGAGUUUGUUUGAAAUUGUGCACGACUUAUCGCGGGUUGUCGCAGCAUCUUAAGGAGGCUCAUGAAGCUAUCUUGUCCUGCGAGGGGAAUAAUUUUACAUACUUGGUUAAUGGUGAACACAGUGAAGAAUCUGCUUGUGAAUCUGACAGUGAAAAUGAACACGAGAAUGUAACUAUUGAAAGAGAAGACAAUUCUAAUAGCAACAGCGAUCAUGAUGAUUCUGAAGAAGAAAAAAAGGAGAGAGAAAAUAUAAGAGAUAAUGACACUGAUGAUGAUGAUGAUGGACCACCGGUUCUUAGUCCGAUAAUGCCGAUUCAUGAAAAUGACAAGUCGAGAAGGGUGAAAGCGAAAAAAAACAUUCCUGAGCUGGAUGAUAAGUUAUUGGAGAGCAAUUCUGGAUACUAUGGCUCGGAGGUUGAUGAUGAAAGGUUAAAUACUUUGGAUUCUAAUGAUGGAGAAUUUGAGGAGCAGAUUAGGAUUAAUGACACUGUGUUGAUGGUCACCAAUGAUGAUGAGGGGAAUGAAAUUGUCAUUGAGCAGAAUGUUGAAGAAAUUGAUGAAAAUGACGAUGGCGAGUCGAUUCAAGAUGUCGCGGAUUUUAUUUAUCAAGUCGAUCCGGAUAAUUUUGAUGGAGAUAGCCAGGAGGUUCAGGAGGAGGAGGAGGAGGAAGAAGAGGAUCAAGAGGCUAAUUCUAGUGCCAAAAAACGUGUCUCGAGGACGUAG
This is a messenger RNA of Cotesia congregata, 5205 nucleotides long. Lineage: Eukaryota; Metazoa; Arthropoda; Insecta; Hymenoptera; Braconidae. The record is from the annotation of a GenBank genome assembly.